AUGGCUAACCUCAUCUAUCGCCUCGGCGGUGAGCAGCUCUCUGUAGCUCUCAACCGGCGUCUCGGACUCCCCUCCCGCCGCACUCUCAUUCGCAACGGCACCUUCAUCAACAUCAACGCGACGAUUGGUGCCAUCCAGCAGUCCGACUUUAUCACCAACAUCCGGAACGCAAUCCUUUCUGCAUCUACGACGCCCGCCUUUUCGGGCCAUACCGUUUGCAUUGACGAGAUCGCGUUGCAGGAGAAGGCCGACUUCGACAGCAAGUCGCAACGUGUUGUUGGCAUCUGUCAUCAGCACGCUGACGCCGUCAACCUCACCAUCAGAGACGCCGAGUCCGCCAUCCGCAUAGCCGAGAGCCUUUCUGGAGAGGAGUGUCAUCUGGGCAAGGAAGCGACAGUCAUCGCGAUCACCACCUGGGGCAACGAUUCAAUCCACCCUGUACUCGCUGCAGCUUCGUGCAAAUCCGAAACGCCGGCUCAGAUCGCCGCCAUCAUCAAGGACGCAAUCCGCAGCUGGAGUGACUCUGGCGCCAAGCACAAGCUCGGGCCCAUCUGGUCUGUUGCUACAGACGGGGAUGCCACCCGGCGUCGUGGAUUUCACGACGAGUUUCUCAAGCACAAAAUUAACGAGCUCGCCGAAAUCAGCCAGCUUUCCAUCCCUUUUGGUGAUGUUCGCUUGCUCCCGGGGCUGAACUGUUUCGUUGGCGACGAGUGCGUCACCCUCGACUUUGACCCCAAGCACAUAUUCAAGCGUAAGUUUUUCUAUUUCACAUUCAUUAUGCAUUGCUUAUAA
This is a messenger RNA of Coniophora puteana RWD-64-598 SS2, 792 nucleotides long. RefSeq lists its product as uncharacterized. Lineage: Eukaryota; Fungi; Basidiomycota; Agaricomycetes; Boletales; Coniophoraceae. Bases 1 to 792 code for a protein of 263 amino acids. The record is from RefSeq and is a predicted model, not a curated record. The transcript has a single exon.